Messenger RNA from Colossoma macropomum (tambaqui), 2878 nucleotides. RefSeq names its product ellis-van Creveld syndrome protein (gene evc). The transcript is spliced from 21 exons. Lineage: Eukaryota; Metazoa; Chordata; Actinopteri; Characiformes; Serrasalmidae. The record is from RefSeq and is a predicted model, not a curated record. Gene Ontology annotation, biological process: smoothened signaling pathway. The coding region runs from base 157 to 2841 and encodes 894 amino acids.
GACGAGACGUGUAGCGGAGAAGAUCCAAAGGAGCGGAUGUCGUACUGCUACCGUAAACAGGCCAUAGACAAAGUGAGACUACUUUGAAGAGAGAUUUGAUUGAAGUGGCGGUUUGUGCGUUGGUCUGUUCGGUUAUGUGUGUGUGUUUUGGGUAAUAUGAGCUCCAACUGCUCCGCGGACGCGCUGCUGCUGCUGCCCGGCGCCGCGCUGCUGCACUCCGGCCUGCUGACCGCGGCGCUGCUGCUGGGCGCCUGCAUGGGGCUGGUUGCCGCUGCGCUUCUUCAUAUCUACGCCCUCAAACCCUUUUUCCUCACUAAAAAGUUUAAAGGUUAUGACCCCUGGAGCCUGCUGGAGGUGGAGGAGAGAGAUGAGGAGACUGAGAGUAGCUGUGUGGGGAGGAAGACUGCGCCAUCAGAAACAGUGAAGCAGAAGCAGAAGCAGAUGGAGCCGGUGAACAGUGAUGUAGCUGCCUUUGCGCUGAAGGCAAAAGUAGUUUAUCCCAUCAACCAGAGAUACAGACCGUUAGCAGAUGGGGCCUCCAAUCCAUCUCUACAUGAGAACCCGAAACCAGCCGCUUCUCCUGACCAAAACUCCGUCUCUUCUUCUGCGGAUGACUGGCCAAGUCAGGAGAGAGAGGAAGAUGAGAGCAGUCAGGAUAUCUGUUCUGAACCUGCACCUAAAACACAGCAGAGCCUCAGCUUUAGGAGAGUGCAGCACUACCCACACACACUCUGCUACCCUGGGGAUGAAGGUAAAGUGAGUCUGCUCUGUGUGACACUGCAGAACCUUUAUCUGCAUACAGCUCAACUACAGAAGGAAAAAUGGAGUAUUUUCCUGCAUAUUCUAAGAGUUCUGUUCAGCAGAGAGAACUUUGCCCUACAGCAAGACUUACAGCAGCAGGAAAAGGAAAUGGAGCAGCUGAAGAAAGACAUAUGUCCUGAGCUGCUGAGCUGGGAGAAAGGGGCAGAGCCAGGCUCAGUUUUGUGCUCUGUAGAGGAAGUGGAGAAAGCAGGCAGAGAGAAGCUGGAACAUACACUGCAUAUGGCUGUGAGUUUUGCUAAACGGUUGGAGCAACUCUGUCAGCGCCUUCAUAGCAGCACACCAAAUGACGUUGCACAGGAUAUCACUCGUUCACUAAUCCACUGUCUCCUGUUGGUGGAGAAGCAGCUAGCGGAUAUUCAGUCUUCAUAUGUGAAGAUCCUGUGUGAUAGGAUGCAGUGGUGGGAGGAGCUAUCUGGUUGGCUGAGAAUCAGACUGGCCUUCCUGAGGCAGGAGGCAGAGCUUAGAAUGAAGCUCACUAUCCAAACACUAGAGGAGCUGACAGCUGAUGGACAUCUGGGGUUUGGUCACAUGGAGAGACUGAUCAGUGACCUGCAGACUGUGGUCAGAGAAGAGCUCCAGCGCUGCUUUGAUGAGAUCAGGCAGCAGACUGUGGAGCUGGUCUGUGAGCACUGCAGGAAGCUGGACAUGAAGAUGAGGAAGAUGGUGAAGGCUCAGGCCAAAGAGUGGAGUUGUGUGCUGGAGUCACGUGAUCAUCAGCAGAGAGAUGCUCAGCAGGUCAUCGAACUGCUGGAGGAACUGCAAGUAAAACACUGGAAGCAAAGAACAGACUAUGAGCUCCAGCAUGACAGGAGAGUAUCUGAUGCUGUGUGUGAGCUGUGGAAGAAGCAUUUUCAGGUUUUUUUGGGAAGCUUAACUGAACUCUGGAGAGAGUGUGUACUGACAAGCUCCGCCUUCUCAGUGGAUGACUGCCAGACACUGCUAGACAACACAGAAUCUAUGCUGGCCAGUCAGAUCCAGCAAGAGGAGAGCAGCACACACCAGCACCUGCACAUACUCAGACAACAGCUGGAGCGGGACAGACAGGUUUGGGCUGAAGAGGAGGCGCUGGCUAAAUCCUGCCUUAAACACCUUGCCAACCAACACAUGAAGGUUACUAUGGCAACAGUUGCCAGAGAGAACGAUAUACAGAACAGAAGUGUGAUUGCGGAGAAGCAGCACCUGCUCAUACUUGAGAUUCAGAGGAUAUUAGCAGCUCGGCACUUCUACAUCCAAACAUUGAAAGAGAUGAAGCUCACACAGCUCAACCUACAGUCAGAUACACAGAGCCUUCAGCAGGAGCAUCUAUCAGAACAGGAGACCGCCUCUGAGCUCAUACAAGAACAUGCCCGGUUGUUAAUCGGCCACGCCCUUGCCCACAGCGCUCAACUGCGAUUGGUGGACUCUGCACCUGAUAACACAGGAAUGGCUAAUGACGGACAGAAGGAACGGCUGAAGGAAGCAGUGUGUGAGAGUGUGUAUGUAACACAGGACUCGGUCACCGCACUCAUAAUGAACUACUACUCCCAGAUUCAGACUGUUAUCACAGCAACACAGCACAGUCCACAACAACAGCACUCCAAGAUGAGAGAAAGACAGAGAAAGAGAGGAGAGUGCAUUAGAGCUCUGCAGCGAGAGCUGAGUAACUGGGCCAGAAAACCCCACUCUGCUGAGUUCUACAAGAGAGUUGAGCAGCAGAAGAGGCACGGUCUCUGUCAGUGUGAGGAGGAAAGUAUGCGUGAGGACCAAGAAGAGAUAAUGGACCUGCAGCACCAAAUACACACCACCAGAGAGGAACUCAGGGAGGAAGAGGACAGUUUCCUAUCUCGACUGGCAGCACUAGCAAGGGUACCUCUGACAGACACACAGACGAACAGCCGUGCAGGUGCAGAGAUGAGUGCACUGCCACUAAAAAGCCAAGAGAGAGAUUGGCCUUCACUCAGUGCUGCCACCUACAGACUAAUCAAUGCAGAAGGCUGCAAAAAUGGCAGGCCCAGAAGGAGAGAGAUGCUACAAUCCUGAUUAGUGUUUUUUUUUUUUAUGUGUUCAUGUGUGAGGC